Molecule: messenger RNA, 3171 nt
Organism: Dreissena polymorpha
Lineage: Eukaryota; Metazoa; Mollusca; Bivalvia; Myida; Dreissenidae
Product: semaphorin-5B-like
Exons: 6
Coding region: 2537-3088 (183 amino acids)
Molecular function (GO): protein binding
Source: RefSeq, a predicted model, not a curated record
AAUAAUGAAAUAAUAAUAAUAAUUUUUUCUUCUGUUUUACAGUCAAACUUUUUUUCUGUUUCAACGUUUUCAUUCAUGUCGUAAUAUAUGUAUAUAGAAUCUAUUUUCAAAGACAUGUACAGGCAUUCACUUAUUUAUCCAUAUGUCUUGUGUUUUUACUGCGUAAUAAUGUUUAUUCGCUCAAAAAUAAACUGUCUUAUUCAACGGAAACGCUAUUUUCCUAAGGGAUCGCCGAAACCCAAACCCAAAUUUUAUAUCCCAUCCUUCCCUGUCUACUGUACACAUAGACUCGUCCACUAAGUACAUAACCACUGCCCGUGCUAAUGGUCGGUCUUUUACUAGCUCGCCGCAUAUGUAACCCUGUGAAUCGAUGAGAAUGGUUUCAAAUAAGGUGCGAGUACAUGUAUUUUUAAAAUGAAGCAAUCCGCAAUCAAAUGGUCGAUAUUUAAAUUACUCCAUAAAUAUAUAUAUAGUGAUACAAGUGAGUAGCAUUAGGAGUGGCGAUAAUAACGACGAUGCUAUAUGAUUAUGAUUGACGUUGAUUUUACAAUGAUGGUGUUAAGUGAUGAUGACUAGUGAUGAUACAGAAACUAUUAGGUUGUUAAUGUCAUGAUGAUGAUUUGUCAUUUCUCUUUUGAUGAUCAUGUUGAUUGUAAUGUUGGUGUCAGAUGAUGAUUACCAAUGAUGAUUAGGGAGAUUCAGAUUAUAAUUACGAUUGGUGAUGACUAGAUUCGGUUAAGAUAUUUCUAAAUGAUUGAUGUCAAUAAUGUGUUAUGAUAUAUAAAUUACUGAUAAUAACUGGUUAUGAAUUAGAUCAUGGGACUGGUGAUAAUAAUGGUGGCUUAGGAUUACGAUUACUUUGAAUGUUGGUGAUGAUGGCAAUGAAAAAGAAGGAUGAUGUCAAUGAUGACAAGGAUGUCUCUUGAUGAUGAAUAAUAAAAGUUUUUUGAGUUCCUCAAUUUUAUGUUUAAGGCAAUUAUGAUGGCAUCUUAUAAGGGCCGAUGAUGAUUUCUGACGAGAUCUACUGAUGAUUUGUAAUGAUGAUGAUGUCACUUAUAAUGAUGAUGAUUAUGAUGACGAUUAUGAUGAUUAGGGUAACAUUAUCAUGACUUAUAAUACUCCUUAUAAUUGAUUAUCAUGUUAUUGAUGUUGAUUUUGUUGAUGUCGAUUGAUGUUGACUGAUGUUGAUUGUCAUUUUGUCUAAACUUGUUAAAAAUGACCAAUACUGAUGUAAAAGAAAGUGGACUGAUGAUGAUUUUAUUCAAUGAUGUUGUUCUGGAUAUGGUUCUUAGUUGUAAUUCAUUGUUGUUUCGUAACCGGAGCCUUUAUUUUGGCUCAUUUUCAUCGAAGGUCUGGAAUUGUACAGACACUGUUGAUGCCGUUUCUUGGGCGGGAACGCUCUCGUGGUGGGGAUCAAGCCCAUGACUGGCGGAAACGCUCCCGUGUUGGGGAUCGAGCCCGUGACCUCCCGGUCGCUGGGCGGGCAGCAUAUCCAUUAAACCACGGCGACCUGUAAAGGACCUGGGAAAGGUUCAUGAAUAAAAUAAUGAUGACAAGAAUUAUUCUUUGUAUAUAAUUAAAACUGUUUAUUGUCAUAAAACACUUAAAGAGUGCACGAAGACGUGCGUUUGGGGUGCCUCAGGCGGGUGUGUGCGGGUUUGUGUCGCCGCAGUUUGUUUUUUAUAUGUGUUAUGUUGUUGAUGUGUUAUAUUUUUGUUGUUGUUGUCGUCAUUCUAUGUAUUUGUUGUUGUUUUGUUGCAUGGAAUAUGUUACAAGUGCUGCAGGAUACGCACAAACGCACUAGCCUUUUAUUUGAGCAAUGUUUCGUUUUUCCAAACCCGAUUUUAAUUCAUUGUUAUUGCUUGUCAAGGCUGGCGUGUGUUCGUGGCCGCUGUGUGGCGGAAGGCCCACAUCCUGCGGCCGUGGUCCUUUUUGGCAUAGUUUCCACGAACACACUUCCCGCUUGUCACGGGGGAUAGACAUUAUGUACUUAAAUUUCCCGCCGUUUUCGGGGAACCUGUAUAAUGUAAAUGAUCCCAGCCUUGACAAUAUAAUGCCAAACCUUUAAGAUAAUAAAUUGCGUAGUUAAACUAUUUUGCGUUUGUCGUUGAAUAAUAAUGUUUAUACGCUCAAGAAUAAACUGUCUUAUUCAACGCAAACGCUAUUUUCCUAAGGGAUCGCCGAAACCCAAACCCAAAUUUUAUAAACCAUCCUACCCUGUCUACUGUACACAUAGACUCGUCCACAAAGUACAUAACCACUGCCCGUGCUAAUUGUCGGUCUUUUACUAGCUCGCCGCAUCACAGUGUUGGUCGCGCUAUGGUUUACAAGUUUACAUUUUCCACCCACCCUCUCACUUUAUUUUUCAUUGCAACACGAUGCUUGCCAGAUUUUUGUAAUAUUCCAGUGUUGUCGAGAAUUACGAGCUCCAUUAGAAACCCCCAUCGUCAUGGCUGGGACUUAACAGCGUACGGCACACCGUCAGUCUGUCCAAUGGUCUACUUAGUUCGGCCCCCGACGACGGGUUCCUGCGUAAAUGACUGUACCAGUAUGCGAGUUCUCGAAGGCCUUUUGCAUUAACACCAGUUUGAGGAUCAAGGAUAUUGCUUUCUGCACUGGUGGGGGGGAACCAGCUGUUACAAGUUCAACUAUGAGUAGUCCACCCGAGACUUCAACACUACCACCAACAACUACUACAACAGGAGCACGCGGCGCAUCGGAAACGACUACAGGAACUGCCGUCCGCCCAACAGCGGCUCCACAUCCUAUCAAUUGCACAUUGUGUCAGUUUAACCCGCAGCUGUGCUUUGCUCAAACCAAGGUGGAGAUGUGUCCUGACUCCUACUGCAUCAAUGAAGUCACAAACAAGGAAGACGGCUCCAAAUGGGUUGACAGAAGAUGUGGCACUUAUGACGAGUGUGAGAACGACUGGUGGCACAGCACAAGUGAUGAUCCAGACUGUCAGGACUACAAACCAGACCAGAACACGAUGAAGGACAUCCACUGUACCUACUGCUGCACCACGGACAACUGUAACAGGGAUAUCAAGCCUGCUCAAGACACUCUCUACACGCAUCCCAAGAAAUAGACAAUAAACUAAUUCGUUUUUCUCGAAUGAUGCUUCCGUUCAUCGUUUGUGUGUUCAUAGCGCAAUAAAUGGCUAGGCUUGUU